AAGCAAGAGGAGAAGAUUGUAUGGGAUAUGACUGAGUCAAUGGCAGCACCAAUGAAGAAUGGUGUCCUUGUUGUUCACCAGCAAAGGCCAUAUUUGCCUGUUGCUUUUUCCAUGAUCAACUCUGCUAUUAUGAGCCAGAACUCUCAUGCAAAUGGAUAUUUUGCCCUUGCAUUUUCGGUUUUUCAUUUUGCCUGCCAAUCUCAUGUCAACGUCAAAUGA
Molecule: messenger RNA, 219 nt
Organism: Desarmillaria tabescens
Lineage: Eukaryota; Fungi; Basidiomycota; Agaricomycetes; Agaricales; Physalacriaceae
Exons: 2
Source: RefSeq, a predicted model, not a curated record